AGCAGAAAUCUUUCCACCAGAUUUACCAUCCAAAAAUCACAAGCACAGUCCCUUCUCUCUCUGUGUGUGAAAUAUCUCUGUUCAGAGUAGCAGUAAAGCUCCUCCCCCUCUGCUCUGCUCUCUCUGUCUGGAUCUGUCCGUCUCUGUGCUAGUGUUCGGUAGCAGCGUUUCUCUUCACUGCAGGGGCAGCUUCAUUCUCUUCUCCAGGAUGUCGGGCCUUCUGACCAGCUCUCUUCUGCUCUUCCUCUCCUUGACGCUGUUCCAGAUCCGCACACCAGAAGCAAAGUCUCUCUCUGCCAUGCGUGGAGGAGGUGGAGUCCGUCUGCGAAGAGACCUGCGGGAUUCAGUGCCCUACGAGGCCCAGAUGAUUUCUUACCCCGCUGCUGACUUCAGGAGUCGGAGCAAUGAUGUGUACUACCAGCCAGAGGUCUUGAGAGCUCAAGGUCUUGGACAAGCCCUCCAGCGACUGGUGGAGAACGAUCAGAGGCGGGAACAGGAAGCAGCUUAUCUGGCGUCAAUGCUGCGGCUCCUGAACGAGGCACAGAAUAACAGACAGGGCAAACCUGAGGAAGAGGAGGAGGAGGAGGGUGAUUUCCAGGGCCAGUACCCUCCGGACUACGAUGAGACCGAGCAGGCCGUGAGCAUGGCGAAGCCCCAGGCUUCAUGGCAGGGCCUUCUGGAUCCUCAGCUUACUCAGGCUCUACUCAACCGCUACAAGCAGGAGAGACUGAUGCAGGCUGGACUCGCUCCGAACACCAACAGGAUUCCUGAGAGAGAGAAGGACAAAGACCAAGAGAUGCUCAGGUACCUUGUUGAGAAGAUCCUCUCCAGCUUGGCAUCGGGUGGCAAUCAGGGAGGCCCUUCAAACCAGCGUGCUAAACGGGACCUGAGUGCUGUGGCCAACAUGGAGCAAUCUGGAGGACCCACCCUAAAACGCUCCCGCCGGUCCCUAGACUCCGCCCCUGGCCCCUCCCCACAGGUCGAGGCAUCGCUGCUGAGGGUGAAACGGCUCGAUGGCGAUGUGGACGAUGAUGAGGUCGCAGGGCAGAGCAACAGAACGCCACACGUCGGUCUGCAGAGAAUGAAGCGCAUAGACACUGACCAGCCCCCCAAAAAACACAGCCGCAAGCGCAGAGCCCUGACCUACGACCCCGCUCUGAUCGUACAGCACAUCCUGCAGUACCUGCCAGCCUAAAGAGUAUGAGAAAGUGAGAGGAAUAACAAGGAAAUGUUUGGGGGAAAAUAGAGGGAAAUCUAGACAGACAGAGGGACUGCAACAUUUCACUUGCUUACAGAUACGCCAGCGUUCAUUGUCAUCUGCCUAAAUCUAAUCAAGGCCUGCUUGCCGAGGUACUCUGAUAUGAUGUUACUCUGUUUCAAUGUUAUACUAUAAUAAAUCCCACACACAUAACA
Molecule: messenger RNA, 1413 nt
Organism: Onychostoma macrolepis
Lineage: Eukaryota; Metazoa; Chordata; Actinopteri; Cypriniformes; Cyprinidae
Gene: pcsk1nl
Product: proprotein convertase subtilisin/kexin type 1 inhibitor, like
Exons: 3
Coding region: 209-1195 (328 amino acids)
Biological process (GO): negative regulation of endopeptidase activity
Molecular function (GO): endopeptidase inhibitor activity
Source: RefSeq, a predicted model, not a curated record